Molecule: messenger RNA, 1734 nt
Organism: Opisthorchis viverrini
Lineage: Eukaryota; Metazoa; Platyhelminthes; Trematoda; Opisthorchiida; Opisthorchiidae
Exons: 6
Biological process (GO): inositol phosphate biosynthetic process
Cellular component (GO): cytoplasm; nucleus
Molecular function (GO): inositol-1,4,5-trisphosphate 3-kinase activity; inositol tetrakisphosphate kinase activity
Source: RefSeq, a predicted model, not a curated record
GAGCCAAUCAACGUGGUGGAUAAAUUUGUUUACCUGGGUAGCUGUAUAAGCUUCGGUGGACUGGCUGGAGAUGAGAUUAUAUCCCGAUUCGGAAAGGCCAGGGAAGCUUUCGCCAACCUCCGACAGCUAUGGCGCCGACGUGACCAAGCUAGAUUCGUCAGCGUAUCACCUCCCCUUAUUUCUAUGGAUGUACGAUGCUGCUUUACGCCAGUAGACACGAAUUUACCACCGGAGACCACGAAUCCGCUCCCGGGCAACUUACAAGUCUACACGAAUCAAGUUGGUGGACAUGGGAUGUUUGGGAACAAAGGUCGAAUGUUACAUUCACCGGCGCUCGGAGCUGUGUACAAGCCCGUACAAAAGUAUCCGAAGGGCCCUCAUGAGGUAGACUUUUAUAGACUCCUGUUUAAUCCGGACUGUGAAGAUUCAGUGUUUCUCCAACUGCGGCCGUUCCUACCAAAAUAUCGAGGACUUUAUCACCACCCCUCUUCUAAAGCGCUGUAUUUGGGCAUGAGCGAUGUGCUGGAACAGCUGAAACAUCCCUCUAUUUGCGAUAUAAAGAUUGGACGAAACACCUACGCUCCAGAUGCUUCUGCUAAGAAAAUCGCUGUGGAGAAGGCCAAGUACAAAUGGCAAGCAGAGUUGGGAUUUCUCAUCUCGGCCAUACGGGUUGUUGACUCAUCAGAUGAUCUUCGCCCCGUCUAUAUUGAUCGCACUUUUGGACGCUCUCUCAGUCCUUCAACCGUGUACGACCACGGCAUCCGCGUUUUCCUGGGACCCAACAUGAAGCGGUCUCGUUCCUUAGCACGUCGUUUCGUCACUCAGUUGAACAAGUUAUCUGAAUGGUUCGAACAGCAAGACAAACUCUCUUUUUACGCAAGCUCGCUGCUCUUGGCCUAUGACAGUCAUCAGGAUGACCUUCACAGUGAGCCCACACUUACAUCUUCAUCCUUUUCAGACGCUGGCGAAGAGCACGAUAACGAUGAAUUGGUAGUCACCUAUCUCAUUGACUUUGCAAGAUGGCGCCCUUUGGAAUCUGGUGCUGGCUCCAGAGACGAAAACUUUUUGUAUGGUCUACGAAAUCUGAUCCAAUUGUUCCAACGAGUCUCUGCAGAAACCGCACCUUUACAGCUGUCCGUCCAACAAUUUUCCUUUCGGAAUUCCAAAGACUUGAUCAGCGGACUACCUCCUACUCCGCUUUAGUUUAGCCUCACUUUUCCCUUUAUCGAUUCAUCUGUACUAUACACACGCAACACAGAACAUGUUCUAUUCAAGUCUUUCGACCAAUUCUUCCCAGUCCACCACAAAGAGUAUUGGUUUUCCUAUUUUCUAAGUUGAAUCGAGCGGGUGACUUGUUUUCAUUCCGAUUUAUUACUGUUAUUAUUAUUAUUAUUUCUAUCAUUCUUAUUAGUAGUAGUAGUGAUAGUACUAGCAAUUACGUUGUUGUCUUUUGAUAAUCUUUUUUUUGUUUUCAAAUCUCACACAUGAAGGAAAGAGGGGAGAACAUACGCAUACCGCUGCAUUUUAAAGUCUGUUUGUUAGUACUACUAUUGUUAUUAUUGUUUUUCUAAUUCCAUCAGAGUUUCCCCGUGUUUUUUCUACUACCGGUACAAGUUGAUCUAACUGUUUGGUAAAAGGCUGUGCUUAGCAACUUGUUGAGUUUCUUCAAAUGAUUUGACCUAGUGUCAGGGUAUAUGCCUGCGUCACGCACCCAAGAUGAACCUGUGUUGUAUG